CAUGGCCACCCACAAGGAAAAAGAUAAAACCUUUCUCUCAUGAAUCUUUUUCUCCCUUCUUUCUUCAACUUGUUAAAGAAUCAUCCACACCAUACCAACCGUGAGGACUAUCACUGGAAGCCGAAGAAAGAAGGAUACGAGAAAAAGAAAAAAAAAACUAAAUAACUGAAAACAGCUGUCAGGUAGCGGCUACGACAGUUAUGUCGAAAAAGGUUGUUCUUCGGUCGGCAGUGUCUCGCCCGCGGCAGCCGCUGCUGCAGCAGAGCCAGAGCUUCCCCCAGACGGGGACGAGGCUAGGGGAGGCGGUGGGCGGUACCGCCGCCGUGUGCUGCUGCUUCUCGUUCGGGUUGGCGAACAUGAUGUAUCUAGCGAUGUACAAGGUGCCGACGAGACUCUGCCAGAAGGCGCUGCGGCGGAAGCGACGGCAUCUGCGGAGCAAGAGCGUGGGGUUAGAGAUGGUGACGCACUCGCGGCGGUGCUCGUGCGGAUGCUGCGACGACAUCAUGGGCGCUGGGCGGGUGUACCCGCUGUGCAGCGAGGACGAGGAGGACGUGGCGGCGCUUCGGCGGCGGAGCGAAGCGGAGAAGGACUCGGACGUGGUGGAGCUGGAGAAAGAGAUGUGGGAGAGGUUUUACGGGUCUGGGUUUUGGCGAAGCCCUUCUCAGAGAAAUGAAGAAGCUGUUUAUGUUCCAAAUCUUAAGGUCGUUGCUGUUAAGUGAUUCCUUGGCUCAACCUCGUAACAUGAAUGAACAUUAAUGGGAUGUCAUUUGUUUUUAGAAAAUUUUCCCUUAAUGUUCUUCUUUUUGGUUCCUUCAUUUCAACAUGUUUAUCAAUUCCUUC
This is a messenger RNA of Vigna angularis (adzuki bean), 840 nucleotides long. RefSeq lists its product as uncharacterized. The transcript has a single exon. NCBI's taxonomy places the organism in Eukaryota, Viridiplantae, Streptophyta, Magnoliopsida, Fabales, Fabaceae. The record is from RefSeq and is a predicted model, not a curated record. Bases 201 to 719 code for a protein of 172 amino acids.